This is a messenger RNA of Nematostella vectensis (starlet sea anemone), 2961 nucleotides long. Its product is annotated as serine-rich adhesin for platelets-like. Gene Ontology annotation, cellular component: cytoplasm. Lineage: Eukaryota; Metazoa; Cnidaria; Anthozoa; Actiniaria; Edwardsiidae. Gene Ontology annotation, biological process: intracellular distribution of mitochondria. Gene Ontology annotation, molecular function: mRNA binding. The transcript has 6 exons. The record is from RefSeq and is a predicted model, not a curated record. The coding region runs from base 1 to 2853 and encodes 950 amino acids.
AUGUACGCAUCUAUGUUUGGUGAAGCCUGGAUCGAGUUUCAAGUGCGCAUGCCCAACGAAUCCCACCGCUGCCAACUGCUCGACGAAUCCAAUGACGACUCAGACACCAUCAACGACAAAGCCUCCGACAACGACACGACAGCCGACAACAACACAACCUCCGACAACAACACAACCUCCGACAACGACACAACCUCCGACAACGACACAACCUCCGACAACGACACAACCUCCGACAACGACACAACCUCCGACAACGACACGACAGCCGACAACGACACGACAGCCGACAACGACACGACAGCCGACAACAACACAACCUCCGACAACAACACAACCUCCGACAACGACACAACCUCCGACAACGACACAACCUCCGACAACGACACAACCUCCGACAACGACACAACCUCCGACAACGAAACAACCUCCGACAACGACACAAACUCCGACAACGACACAACCUCCGACAACGACACAACCACCGACAACGACACAACCACCGACAACGACACAACCACAGACAACGACAGCACCUCCGACAACGACACCACCUCCGACAACGACACCACCUCCGACAACAACACAACUUCCGACAACGACACAACCUCCGACAACAACAAAACCUCCAACAACAACACAACCUCCGACAACGACACAACCUCCGACAACGACACAACCUUCGACAACGACACAACAACAGACAACAACAAAACAACCGACAACGACACAACAUCCGACAACGACACAACAACAGACAACGACACAACCUCCGACAACGACACAACAACCAACAACGGCACAAACUCCGACAACGACACAACAACCAACAACGACACAACAUCCGACAACGACACAACAACCGACAACGACACAAGAACCAACAACGACACAACAUCCGACAACGACACAACCACCAACAACGACACAACCACCAACAACGACACAACAACCGACAACGACACAACCUCCGACAACGACACAACCUCCGACAACAACACAACCUCCGACAACGACACAACCUCCGACAACGACCAGACAACGACACAACAACCGACAACGACACAACCUCCGACAACGACACAACCACCAACAACGGCACAACCACCAACAACGACACAACAACCGACAACGACAGAACCACCGACAACGAGACAAACACAGACAACGAAAGUGCCUCCGACAACGAUCAAAUCAUCUACGACAACACAUCCUAGUGGCGUCUGCGUUCCUAACCCUUGUGCUAAUGGGGCUACCUGUAGGAAAAGGACUGGGGCUAGUAAAGGCUUUAUUUGUGCAUGUCCUGAAGGAUUCACUGGAAUCAAAUGUGAAUUUUAUUACGGUGAAGACAAAGUAUCGCUUAUCUUGGAAAUGAGCAUAAAGCAAUGGAACACGCUUAAAUUUCAAGAAAGUGUCGUGGUGUCAUUUAAUGAACUCUGCACAAAGGCGCCCUGCUCAUACAAGACAAACAGCGAAAGAAAGCGACGUGACGUAAACACCUUCCGGCCAUUCAUCACAAGUGACGUCAUCAUUACCAAAGAGCCAAUGCCUGCAAGCGAGUCUUUGCUUGAGGUCGAGGCUGUCGUUCUCCAGCCUUCAACCACCAAUAAGAACCGUCAGCCAAUACCACGUGAUUCUCUAUGCACAAUGGUUCGGGACUCCAGGAGCCAGAUCGCACGCAACUUUGGAGGGAACAGAGUUGUGUAUAUUAAUGGUGACAAGAGCCCGACGUGUGGGCAGGAGUUAGGGGGGAGCGCAGGUGGUCGUAAGGGAGGGGAGGCUAGCGCAAGACAGACAGGCCCGAGCGGGUCUAUUGCCGGGGCGGUGGUUGGAGGAUUGCUGAUGCUCGUCCUCGCUCUGGUGAUAUUCAUUCUGUACAGGAGACGAAAAGCCCUACAACAGCCAAACAGACCCAUCGAUUUCAACAAUCCUGGUUUCUAUGACGAUCCAGAUAAUCUUGACAACGAGCUAAAUCCCCAGCCACCUCCUUAUGAAGAAGUCGUCGUGACGGAAGGGCAUCGAGAUCUCUCACGACAACCAUCCAGCGAAUCAAUGGGCGCCCAGUCGAAUCCGAUCUACGCCGAGAUCGGACCGAGCGUGUUCGAGAGGAUCGAUGAAAGCUCGGAAGGAAUGUCGGAAUGGCGAAUGAAUCCGAUUGAAGAGAGCCCCAGAAGGAUUGAUCUUGGUGAAUAUGAGAAUUUAGAGGGGAGGGGUGGGGAUUACGUAGGGAUCUCCCUUUCGACAUCCACUGAAGGUUCCCGUGGGGGUCCUCAUGUAGAUCCCAAAGGUGCACUACUAGAGGAUGAUAAUCCAGCUUACGCGCAUCUGAACAGACGUAGGCGAUUUACGGACGAGGAAGAUUACAGUCAUCUGAGGAACAUGACUCAGCAUGGAGUCAAUCAGAGGCCAGGUUAUAGUCAACUGGGGAACAUGACACAGCAUGGAGCCAAUCAGAGACCAUUUAGUAAUUCUGCUCCUCCAUCUUAUGAAAACUCAACUACGGGAAACAUACAGAGGAAUCCGGAUUCUCGAGCAGGGCAUACAGGACAACAGAAUGAAGGCGAUGUGGCAGCUACGACCAAUCGAGAUUCAGGUAAACACCGGAGAAAGAGCACCGUAAAGAAGAAAGUACAUGGGAUGAGGUUUACACAUCCGGGAGAGUACGAUAAUGUUGAGAUUGUGUUGCCUCAGAACAGACACCAUGCGAGCAAUCACAGAGCAAGUAGGCAUCGCGUUACCCCCGUAACAAACUCCUAUGAAAACGGGUGGCUAAAUCAAGAUAAUCACGUGAUUGGAACACGUGACGUGUUGACAUUGCAGGACAAACCGUCAGAGGAGGAAACCAUUAUUUGAGCAUGCGCAGACAAUAUAUUAAUGAAGCAGACACUGGACUUGCGAGAGUAGAUAUCUUAAAGCAAAUGUAUAGAUAAUGGCAGUAGCAACUAGACCCUCGAACGUUAA